This is a messenger RNA of Pieris macdunnoughi, 1509 nucleotides long. The record is from the annotation of a GenBank genome assembly. Lineage: Eukaryota; Metazoa; Arthropoda; Insecta; Lepidoptera; Pieridae.
AUGUUCUCCUAUUGUCUAGUAGCAGCCAUGACGUUUCUAUGCAUGUCGAUUUGGUUCAGUUGGAGGUACAAAAACAGAAGAUUGCUAUUGAUGGCAACUAAAAUACCAGGUCCCCCCGUGGUCCCACUAUUUGGUAAUGCUUUGAAGUUCAUGUGUAGAUCGGAAGAUUUAACUACAAUCAUUAAAGACAUCAUACAUGAGUAUGGAGAUGUUUUGAGAUUUUGGUUGGGUCCAGAUUUAAAUAUUGUAGUCAGUAACCCAGAUGAUGUGAAGACGCUACUUACAAGCGCCAAGACUAGCAUGAAAGGUCCUCAGUACAAAUAUAUGGCAGACAUCUUAGGAGGUGGUAUACUUAGUGGAUCAGGUAGCGUUUGGCGAAAACAUCGAAAAAUUGUAACACCAAACUACGCAAAACGUUCCGUCGAAUGCUACUCUAAUAUUUUCAAUAAGGAAACUGAUUAUUUGAUUCAAAAUCUACAGAAAGUACCCGAAGCAAAGGAAAUUGACAUCUACAAGUAUAUCAUACAAUGUACUACAAUGGCUGUAUGCCAGACCUUAAUGGGUUUGACUAGAGACGAGUCAAUAGGAAUACCAAAUCUUCAGGAAAUAAUUGAAAUAAGUCCAAAAUUAUACGAAACAAUAUUCGGUAGAAUGACAAAAUGGUACUUACAAAUCGAUCCCGUAUUUUGGACAACAGAGUCUUAUAAAACUCAAAAACAUUUUCUAGCAUUGAUGCCUAAUUUUGCGAAAUAUAUAAUCGAUGUCAGAAAAUCUAAAUUAAGUGCAAUGAAAAAUUACUUGUGGGAAAACCCAGAUGAAAAUAUGGAGGAGACAUCUCACUUGAGUGUUGUCGAUAGAUUUUUACUAUCCGAACAACUGACUACUGAAGAGUUAAUACAGGAAAUAUUUACUUUAUUCACUUCUAGUCAGGAAGCUUCGGGAAAAAUUUGCUCUUAUUUAUUUCUUAUGAUGGCAUUCAAUCCACACUAUCAGGAAAAACUGUAUUUAGAGAUAAAAAAAGUUGUCGGUAAUAGAGACAGACUACUAACAGAUGAAGAUUUUAAACGAAUGCCUUAUCUGGAAAUGGCGUAUAAAGAAGUAUUGAGGCUUUUCCCGAUUGGCGCGAUGAUUCAAAGGACAGUUUUAGAAGAUAUUCAGAUAGGAACCUGUACUAUUCCAGCCGGUUCAUCGCUGGUAGUUCCUAUAUAUCACAUACAACGUGAUGAACGUUUUUGGGAAAAUCCAAAUGAUUUCGAUCCAGAUAGGUUUAAUGCAGAAAAUACAGAGCACAGACAUUUAUGCUCUUAUAUCCCAUUUAGUUUGGGUCCGAUGGAUUGCUUGGGAAGAUUUUUUGGAACGAAAUUGAUAAAGACAAUAGCAGUACGAAUACUUCAGAACUUUAAACUCAGUUCACGAAAUUCCUACAAAGACUUGCAUCUGGCAAUAAAAAUUUCAGUGUUCUCUGUUAACGGAUAUCCCGUUAUAUUGACUCCAAGAAAUAGAACCUGA